This is a messenger RNA of Seriola aureovittata, 3675 nucleotides long. RefSeq names its product serum response factor-like. The record is from RefSeq and is a predicted model, not a curated record. Bases 450 to 2000 code for a protein of 516 amino acids. Gene Ontology annotation, molecular function: DNA-binding transcription factor activity, RNA polymerase II-specific; serum response element binding; protein dimerization activity. NCBI's taxonomy places the organism in Eukaryota, Metazoa, Chordata, Actinopteri, Carangiformes, Carangidae. The transcript is spliced from 8 exons. Gene Ontology annotation, biological process: positive regulation of transcription by RNA polymerase II.
GCGGACGGACAUGGCUGGGUGCUGCUCGUUAUUUCCUUAUGUGGAGCGAAGUGAUUCUGGGGGCCGGGCCUCACUGAUUACUGUAGAAAAACACAACUUUAUAACUUUAUUCUUAAUUUUUAGCUAAUCUUGAUCAAAUUUUAUGAACAAAUAUUGUCUGAUUUUUCAUUCGGUGUUUUCCGGAUGUUCGGCCUGAGCUCUCGGUGAUUCUUGGAGUUCGCUGAUGGACGGAUAGCUUUACUUGUUGCUAAAGUAACCGCUAACCGAUUAGGUUCCUUAGCUAGUCCGCGCUGUUAGCCGGCAGCUAGCGGUCCUGUCAGCAGACUGCGGGCUGGGAGCUCCGAGCUCCGGCGGGAGUGUUAGUGUUCACAUCGCUGGCACAGGAGCUUUGGCCCGCCGGGAGGAGGAGGGUUCAGGGCCGGGGGGUGGGUGGGGGCACGCAGCGGGGAAUGCUGGCGGGGAGCAGCGUCGGAAUGGGCACCAGAACCGGACCCGGACGAACGGGCAACGGAACCGGCCUGAGCAGCCUCGCGGUGAGCACUGUCGGACCGGGACCGAACACAUCCUCCGAGACCGAAGGAGGCCACUUUGGGGACAGAGAGUUCAGUACUGAGGUGGUCUACAGCGGCUCCGACCAGGACUCGGACUCUGGCGAUGACGAAGACACGGCGGGUUCAGGCGGGGACAGGAGAGGGGUGAAGCGGGAGAGGAGCGAGAGGGAGGUCGGGCAUCAGUCAGCACCCACCUCCGGAGGACUGAGCGGGGGUUACGUCGGGGUCAACCCCGGGGUACCAGGGGCCAAGCCCGGAAAGAAAACUAGAGGAAGAGUGAAGAUCAAGAUGGAGUUCAUAGACAACAAACUGAGGCGGUACACGACCUUCAGCAAGAGGAAGACCGGGAUCAUGAAGAAGGCCUACGAGUUGUCCACGUUGACCGGUACUCAGGUGUUGCUGCUGGUUGCCAGUGAGACGGGUCAUGUGUACACCUUUGCCACCAGGAAGCUGCAGCCAAUGAUCACCUCGGAGACGGGGAAGGCUCUGAUCCAGACCUGCCUCAACUCCCCGGACUCCCCCCCCCGCUCCGACCCCUCCUCCGACCAGAGGAUGAGCGCCACGGGCUUCGAGGAGACCGACCUCACCUACCAGGUGUCUGAGGCUGACGGAUGCUCAGAGGUCGCCAAGGAUCUGAUCAAACCAGCGUUCUCCAACAUGCCCAGCACCACACAGGCCACGCCCUCCUCCUCCUCCUCGUCUUCAUCCUCUGUGUCCAUGCAGGUGCAGACCAGCGCCCCCUCCUGGCAGCCCCCCUCCUCCACCAACGGGACAGUGCUGAAGACGUCUGCAGGUGUCGUUCUUCCUGGAGGCUUCACCUUGAUGCCUGGUGCUCCUCUGCCCCCUGGCACUCACACCAUCCCGCUCAGUCAGCUGCAGGGCCAGCCUUUGGCCAUCCAGGGCCCCGUGGCCCCAGGCCACGCCUCCACGCUGCACGCGCCGACGACACAGGCGACCACGCUGCUCCGCCUCCCCGCCACCGUGUCACUGUCAGGGGGCGGAGUCUCUCAGCAGCUGCAAACUAUCCAGGUUCAGCCCAGCAGUCAGCAGGCCUCCACCAAUCAGAACAGCUCAGACAUCCACAACCUCCCCUCCUCCACAGCCAAUCUUCCCACCUCCAUCGUCUCCUCCUCUUCCUCUUCUUCCUCAGUAGCGGGUCACAUGAUGUACCCAGGUGGUCACACAGUGAUGUACGCUGCACCGACGCCCUCGCUUGGCGAUGGCAGCCUUACCGUCCUCAACACCUUCCCCCCAACAGGCCACGCCCAGUCACAUGAACCUGGCGCCGUCCCGCAAGUCUUCCUCACUUCGCUCCCCCCGGUUGCCGCUCAGAUCCCGGUCUCUGCGGUCCAGCUCCACCCGAUGGUGAUCAGUCAGCAGAGCAGCAGCAGUAACCUGACGGAGCUGCAGGUCGUCAGCCUGGAUGUCCACCAAUCAAAAGAUGACUGACGUCACAUGACACACACACACAAGCUGGUGCAGCUAUCCUUGUAAGGACACUUCCAUUCAUAGGAAACAGUGUAACCCAGACCCCAGUCAGGACCCUGUGGUACCUACAAGGUGUCUGUGUUUAUAGCACAUAAAGGUCCCAAAGAGGUAACAAGAACACACACACACACACACACACACACACACACACACACACACACACACACACACACACACACACACACACACACACACACACCAUCAUCAUCAUCACAAACAGUUAUUUUUUCCUCACUCCUUGGUUUGGUUUGUUCCUGUUUACUUCCUGUUGUUCAUCAUCAUGUAAACAAUAGCAGACUGUAAACAGUGUGAUGUGAUGAGUACAUGUGGAAUAAUGUGAAUGAACAUGUGAUGUCAUGAUCAAUCAGUUUAUGAGACGACAAACAUGAGGAAGAAGCUGUGAUGUUCAGGCAAGAAGUGUAGCUGUUGCUGGAUAGCUAACAUUAGCAUUAGCAUUAGCAGCUGUUUACUGACCAGCCUAGAAGAAACUUCAUUCCUUUACUCACAAACAUUUGAAACAAACACCAGUGUUAACUCCUGUCUCUGUCACACCUGCUCUUCUACUGAAGUUGGCAUGCUAAGCAGCUAGCUGUUUGAUACUGAGUCAGUGUAGCUGCUCAGAGGAUGUAUUACAAACACAAUGACAAGUGACCAUCAUCAAUCAUCAUCAUCAUCACCUGCUCACAGUAAGAAACCAGGUUCAGUGACAGAGAAAAGGCCCCUUGUAUCACAUCAUCACACACGUGUGUGUGUGUGUGUGUGUGUGUGUGUGUGUGUGUGUGUGUGUGUGUGUGUGUGUGUGUGUGUGUGUGAGUGAGUGUGAGAGAAUAGUGUUCUGAAUGUAUCAGUAUCUUUAGUUCAUGUUUUUCUCUUUGUUGCACUUUGAGAUAAAGAAAAACAAAGUGCCAAGAACAUGGAGAAGUUUGUUAAAGGAACAGUUCACACAUUAAUAUUAACAGAGGGAGCAGGAGGACUCAUGUGUUGAUGUUUGAUCAUGUUACUCCGAGGUUCUCAGUCAGUCCACAGCUGUAAAGAGACAACAACAACAACAUGAGAGCUGUUCAACACUGUAACAAUGUCCAAAAGGACAGUAAUGUUUAGAUUGAACAGUUUAUCGGUUAUCUGAUCAAUACUGAUCAUUUAUUUUUAUCAUUGAUCAGAGGUCAUGUCCACAGGCGUAUCAUGUCUUGUUGAAGUGAAUGUGGUCCAGACACCAGAAGACAAACAGGAUCCAACAUGGACUCUGAUGAGCUGAUGAAGAUCCUGCAGACCUGGUCUGGGGUCAGGUCUGAGCAGGACCUGGUUUUAUCAACUUUAUAAACUUUUGACUGUUGACGUCAAAUAUAUUUUUGUUCUGAGCCUAUUUUUCUCCCAGCGUCACAAACUGAAGCAGGUCAGAAAUCAGCCAUUUGACCUCUAACCUCCUUCAUGUGUUUACGGUUUUCAUUUCUUCAUGUAUGGACCUAUAUUUCUAUACAGUGAUUGUUUCAUAUGAAACAAUCAAUAAUCAAUCAAUAAAAAGGCCUUUGGAGAGAAAACAUGAUGUUCUGGGUCACCAGCCAGCCCCGGGCCCUCAGGGGCCCCAGAGGUUCAUUGUGUGGAGACCAGCUCUAAAAUAAAGCGUUUUAGAAACUGA